GAGCAUUAAGCCAUUAGUCGGUUUCGAGCCAUCGAAGUGAUAGGUGGGGUUGGGUUCGCUUCGUGCAUUGUCAUUGUGCAUUAAUAUUUAAGGAUACAACAGUGAAAUAACUUUGAGUUAUUGCUUUCAUAACGAUAAGAUUCUUUUAUCUUUUUUUUUUUUAGUUUUAAAAUAUAUCUUCCCCAUUUUUAGAACGAUCUAUGUUAUAUAAUUAAAUGCAAUUACGAUAAUUAAAUACAAUUUACAAAUUAGCAUCUUUGUACGUGACUUGAUGUUUGAAACAAGAUACAUUACGAUGAAACAUAACUGAAGUGAAAAAAAAAUAUAUGAAAAUGUUGUGACAAUUGAAAAAUUGUAAGACGGGAAAGUGAUAAUGAAUGCAUGCGAAAGCCUUGAAUAUCGAACACGUAAUCAGAACCGAAUAUCUAUGCAUGAUUCAAUAAGCCAAAGCAAAGAGAUGAUUUCAUGAGACGAAUGCAAUGAGGAAUCAUUGAGGCGUCAACGACAACUGACUUACAAGAUCAACACCGACUUCCUUUUUCUGUCAUGCGACAACUAGGGUACGAUGAGAAACGGGACGAUAACAACGCGUGCUGAUGUUUACGCGGAAGAAAUUCCUUGCACAUCUGACAGUGUCAUCAUGUCCAAUGAUUCACCCCCACCUCUGCAGACUUCUAUACCUUUGGUAGAUUACGAUGUACCAGAUGAAGCGCGUCCUGGUAAGAUCACACCGACCACACCUACUACUCCGGUAGCGAGUAAAUUAUCGAAUGCCGACACCGAUACGGAAAUGAUUGAGAAUGCAGUACCGAUCACGCAGACCGUACUGCCCGUUCCCGAGCCACAGCCGAAAAUUGAGAAGAAUGGAAUCGACUCGGAGGCGACAAAACCAGUCACUCAACCCGAAAACGACUCCUGCGUUGUAGAUUGUAUAUAUUUCACGCAGCAGUGUUGCGAGUGUGUAAUACUUUAACAGCCAGAAUUCUUCUCGCGUUGAGCAAUCAUUUUAUAUUCAUUUCACGACUUAACAUGGUUACGAAAAGAAUGUCAAUUAUAUGGAAUUCUUUUCCCAUCGAAUUAUUGAGCUUUGAUGGAAUUCCAAUAAUUCAGGCUGUUAAUCGAAUAAUUAAUUCCUAAAUAUUGUUAAAUGUCUAUAUUGCAUUUAAGAAAUGUAUGCUCAUCUCGGAUUUUCUCAUAUUACUGAAAAAAGAGAAAGAUCUGAAAUAUAUGUUAGGAACAUAUUUUGGGAAUGAUAAAAUUUUGAUAUGAUACUUGAAGAAUCCAAUAUUUUUAUAAAAUAAUUAUUUAUUUUGUAAAAUUUAUGAAGUACAUGAAACGGAAAAAGUUGGAAUCUUAUAGUUAAGGUAUAUAUUAGAUCUGGAAAGUAUGUGUAUCAUUUUUAAUAUAACAAAUUGAUCAAGUAUCUUAUAAUUAUAAGAAUUUAAUCACUAAUAUUUCAUAGACUGUUAAAUUUCAUUCCAAUUUAUAAAAUUUAUAUUUUUAAUCAAAUGUAGUCAUCUAAAUGUCAAAGAAAAAUUAUUUGGCUGUAAGUCUUAACUGAAAGCAAUGAAUUUAAUCUUAUAGAAAAAUUCUGCAUGAUAGUUAUCCAUGCAUUCCUAUUUUUACAUAGUGAUAUCAUAUUAGUUUUUAAGUGCUUCAUACAUUAUUCCAAACAAAGGAUUAAAAGGUAAUAGUUUGUAUAAAAAAUAGAUUAUUAACUUAUAGUAUUUUCUUCUUAAAGAUCAUGCAAUGCCACUAAUUUUAUAUAUAUAUAUACAUAUGUAUAUAUAAAUAAUAUUGGAAUAUGUACAAGUUCAUUACCCAUACAUAUUGUUCCAUUAUAAAAUUAAAGAGAAUGAAGAGACAUAAUGUUAAUUAUCCUUAAAGACUGCUUAAGUGCCGUAAAUUUAUUUAAAUAUUAAAACUUCAUUGUGUAGGGGAUUUAAUUAAAAGCACAAAUUUACUUGAAUAAAGUCAAUAUCCUACAAAAUAAUAUUCUACAUUCAUAAAUAGUAUAAAGUCUUAAGGUAUCACAUAAGGAGAAAAUUGUACAUAAAAGUUGCAAUUUAUACAAAUAAGAGAGAGUAUGGACAAAUUUGAUACAUUCUUAUAAUUACACCCGUUAUACUUUGAAAAUAAUCGUGUAAACCAAAACAAUAUGAUCAAAUUAUUUUGAACAAAAAGUAAUAAAAAUGAUAUAUCUUGUAAAUAUAUUCCAAAAUGAAAUUGUAUAAAUGAAAAGCACUACUGUGGCCUCAAUUAAUAUCAGUUCAAAAGGCUUUACAAAACUCACAUUUAUACAAAUUUGCUACUUGUAUAAGUAAUUAACAAAAAGUAAAUGUAAGAAAUUCAACUAUUAUAAAAUUUCCAAAUUCUACUUUUUAUAAUAACAAAUUAUAUUUCAUUAAUAUAUAACAUUAAGGUACAUAGAUAUAAUGAAAUUAUUUCAUUGUAAAGAUUAUAGCGCAAUCGUAAAAUUAUUUGACAAAUUAUAUAUAAUUGUAUUUUAUAUAAGAAAUGUAUAUUCAUACAGUUUACUUCUCAAUGGCAUUAAAAUUUUUUAAACAUUACAAAAAAUAUGAAUACAUAUCGUCGAUUGUCUUGCAAGUAGAACAUAUUUAAAUAAUAAAAAGUAACACAAAGUGCAAUUUAAUAAUCCACAAUAGUAUAACAUAUGUAGCUGACUUAAUUAGUUUUAUUACUAUUACUACUACUACUACCACUACUACUACUACUACUAUUUAUAUUUUCUCUGUGAAAUGAACUAUGCUUGUUGUAAAGUGGAACAAACAUUAAAUUGUACAGCAUAAUCAAAAGUAUGUACACUUGAAGAAUGAAACCGCGAAACAAAUAUAUAUAUAUGUAUUAGAAGGAUAAAA
Molecule: messenger RNA, 2879 nt
Organism: Bombus terrestris (buff-tailed bumblebee)
Lineage: Eukaryota; Metazoa; Arthropoda; Insecta; Hymenoptera; Apidae
Exons: 2
Coding region: 566-973 (135 amino acids)
Source: RefSeq, a predicted model, not a curated record